Molecule: messenger RNA, 1320 nt
Organism: Lodderomyces parapsilosis
Lineage: Eukaryota; Fungi; Ascomycota; Pichiomycetes; Serinales; Debaryomycetaceae
Gene: CWT1
Product: Cwt1p
Exons: 1
Coding region: 1-1320 (439 amino acids)
Biological process (GO): regulation of DNA-templated transcription
Cellular component (GO): nucleus
Molecular function (GO): DNA-binding transcription factor activity, RNA polymerase II-specific; zinc ion binding; RNA polymerase II transcription regulatory region sequence-specific DNA binding
Source: RefSeq, a predicted model, not a curated record
AUGGAGGUUACAAACGAUAAUAUAGAGGUGAAAACGGAACCUGAAAAGCAGGAACGAAGAAAGAGGAAGAAAAAGUUGGAAAUAGCAUGUGUUUAUUGCCGGCGUUCACAUAUGAUAUGUGAUGAAUCGAGACCUUGCCAACGAUGUAUCAAGAGAGGAAUCGGACACUUGUGUUAUGACGAACCAUCCAACUCCAGACAGCGGAGGAAAGCUGCCGCUUUGAGGAAUACGGAAACACCAAAAGAGCAAUCCCCAGCUCCAGCUCCAACAGCCCAAGACUCAACUCCAUUGCCUCCUCCAAUACAAGUCAAUCCCGGUCAGCAGAAGACAUUGAAAAAUUCAGUCUUGUCACAAACAUUGGCAUACAAUCAGGAACCAUUAUUCUACUCGGAGCAUGCAGGUAGUGAGUUUAGCUCUUUGAAUGAUUUUCUUUCCAUCAUUGAUGAUCCGGAGUUGGUUAACGGUGCACUCAAUGAUGACCCUAAUCAUGCCUUCUGGGGCAACACCAUGGCGUUCUCCCCAAAUAAUUUAUUCAACCAAACAUUUCCUGAAGAAAUUGUCCAACAACCUGUUGCUGAAGAGAAUGCCCCCAAAUCUCCAAGGGAAACGCAGGCGCCGCUGCUGCUGGAAACACAAGCCAAAGAUGCUCAGCCAGUGAUAUCUGACUCUGCAAGAGAUAAAUUUUUUCUUACGGCAGCCGAUCCAACAACUGAAAUAUCUCCUGAGGAAAGAUUGAAACAGGUGAUUAAAGCAAAGUUAGAAGCUGGCUUGUUGCAGCCUUAUAAUUAUGCCAAGGGGUAUGCACGGUUACAAAGAUACAUGGACAACUACAUGAAUAUCUCUAGUCGGCAAAGAAUUUUGAAACCGUUAUCAAUUUUUCGACCGGCAUUUCGUGCCAUAGCGAGAACAUUAAAGGAUGUUGACUUGGUUUUGGUUGAGGAAAGCUUUGAAAGGAUGUUGCUUGAUUACGAUCGUGUGUUUACCUCUAUGGCGAUACCCGCUUGUUUGUGGAGGAGAACUGGUGAGAUUUAUCGUGGUAAUAAAGAAUUUGCCUCCUUGGUGGGGGUCACCACGGAUGACUUGAAAGAUGGUAAGUUGGCCAUAUAUGAAUUGAUGAGCGAAGAGAGUGCUGUAAAUUUUUGGGAAAAAUACGGAGCUAUUGCUUUCGAUAAGGGACAAAAGGCAGUUUUAACUAGUUGCAAUUUGAGAACAAAAGAUGGUAUAAAAAGAAAAAGUUGUUGUUUUAGUUUCACAAUAAGGAGAGAUAGGUAUAACAUCCCAAGUUGUAUCGUGGGGAAUUUCAUACCAAUAGAUCCCUAA